Molecule: messenger RNA, 1144 nt
Organism: Filobasidium floriforme
Lineage: Eukaryota; Fungi; Basidiomycota; Tremellomycetes; Filobasidiales; Filobasidiaceae
Exons: 2
Coding region: 115-825 (236 amino acids)
Cellular component (GO): mitochondrion
Source: RefSeq, a predicted model, not a curated record
UCCACUUUUGGCGAUGAGAGGGCAAGCAGCAAGCAUAGGUAGAGUGCGUCCUCCCUAUGACAUCUCUUGCAUUUUCACCGCAUCGCAUAGUGUGCAAUCUCUCCAUCGUACACCAUGAUGCUCAAGGCAGGUCUCAGGCGAAACGUCCCACGACCAGCGUUGCCUUUACGGCUACCCGUUCGGUCCAGACGUUUCGUCACCAAUCUACCCCCCUCGACACCAACGCCCACCCCUCCAUCAUCCCGCCUGGCUAGAUACAUCCCUCGCCUCUCUGACAUCUCGACCAAAUCCGGUCUCCCACUUCCAUCCCUAGCCAUCUCUUUUGCCAUCCUUCACGAGCUCACCGCCAUCCUCCCGCUCCUAGCCUUGUUCUUCGCGUUCCAAGCGUUCGGCGUUGGGGGCACCAUCAUCAAAUGGGCUUCUCGACAAGAAGACGGGGACGAUCUCGGGCUGGGGUCUUAUAUCCGGGAAUGGCUCGAAGAAGGCCAAAAGCGAGUGGACAAGGUCGCCAGGCGGUAUGGACUGUUCGGGUACGAAAGGGGGAGUAAAGUGGUGGCAGAGGAGGAUCGGAUGUCUUCCGAACAGGAGGCUUUACAGGUCGCUGCUGCUGCUAAACAGUCGUCCGCCGCAGCUGGAGUGGCGAGCGCCGUAGCGGCAUAUGUCGUCGUCAAAGCAAUCUUACCACUGCGGAUUGCCGCUUCGAUAGGCUUUGCGCCAGGAUUCACGCGAUACGCCCUCGAACCUUUCAGAAGAGGGAUCUGGCACGGAUUGCUCAGACGGCCAAGACCGACCGUAGUUACGAAAGGAAAAGACACUAUCGUAUGAUUAGAUGACAUUAGAUGACGGGAACGACACGCGCUAGCAUUAUGCAAUGGAGAUCAACCUGUUCGGAAUCGCGGCUCUCAAGAGAGAAUCUCGAGGACUACGCCGGCAGCGACCGUCUCGCCGCCACGACGAAGCAAUACCCUGCCCAUCUCCUUGUUCACUGACGCAGGUUCGAGCGGGAUGGCGGGUGCCCUCAAGACCGUCGCCUGUGCUGGCGUCCGUAGAGUGACUUCGACUUGCGCUUGGACCCCCUUUUGCAGCACUCUGUAGCGAGAUCGAGCGAAAAGACUUCAGAGCGGUGCCACUAAUUGGGCCAGCU